Messenger RNA from Cynocephalus volans (Philippine flying lemur), 468 nucleotides. RefSeq names its product spermatogenesis associated 19 (gene SPATA19). The record is from RefSeq and is a predicted model, not a curated record. Gene Ontology annotation, cellular component: sperm midpiece. The transcript has 6 exons. NCBI's taxonomy places the organism in Eukaryota, Metazoa, Chordata, Mammalia, Dermoptera, Cynocephalidae. The coding region runs from base 1 to 468 and encodes 155 amino acids.
AUGAUAAUUACAACAUGGAUUGUGUACAUUCUCGCCCGGAAAGGUGUAGGGUUCCCCUUCCCACCAAUAACCAGUUCGGACAUCGACGUUGCGGAAAGUGAGGCUAUAUCUGUAGUGCAGCAUUGGUUGAGAAAAACAGAAGAAGAGGCUUCCCAGGACAUAAAGAGGAAGAUGUCCAUCAACUCCCCUUCCCAGGGCUCAAAGGAGAAGACAUCCACCAACGUCCCUCCCACCCAUGGCCAGGACGUACAUGUGACCAGAGACAUGGUGAAGCACCAUCUCUCCAAGUCUGAUCUGCUAGCAGGCCAGAGUCAAGAGGUCCUGGAGGAGAGGACAAGAAUCCAGUUCAUAAGAUGGAGCCUCACGCGGAUCUUCCAAGUGCCAAGUGAGGUGACGAAUGAAGUCAUACAAGAUCGAAUAGAGCAGGUGAGACGAAGUUCCCGGGUAUCGCUGCUGCUGGUCUACUGA